GUUAGUUUCGUUGUGAAUUUUGUGCAGUUAAAGUAAAUUAGUGAAAAAUGACUGGUCGUGGUAAAGGUGGCAAAGGCUUGGGCAAGGGUGGCGCAAAACGUCAUCGCAAAGUAUUGCGUGAUAACAUUCAGGGUAUCACAAAGCCAGCUAUCCGUCGUUUGGCUCGACGUGGCGGUGUAAAACGCAUCUCUGGCUUAAUUUAUGAAGAGACCCGUGGUGUGCUCAAGGUGUUUUUGGAGAAUGUUAUUCGUGAUGCUGUCACCUAUACGGAACAUGCCAAAAGGAAAACAGUCACAGCUAUGGAUGUUGUAUAUGCAUUAAAAAGACAAGGCCGCACCCUUUACGGUUUCGGCGAAAUGACUGGUCGUGGUAAAGGUGGCAAAGGCUUGGGCAAGGGUGGCGCAAAACGUCAUCGCAAAGUAUUGCGUGAUAACAUUCAGGGUAUCACAAAGCCAGCUAUCCGUCGUUUGGCUCGACGUGGCGGUGUAAAACGCAUCUCUGGCUUAAUUUAUGAAGAGACCCGUGGUGUGCUCAAGGUGUUUUUGGAGAAUGUUAUUCGUGAUGCUGUCACCUAUACGGAACAUGCCAAAAGGAAAACAGUCACAGCUAUGGAUGUUGUAUAUGCAUUAAAAAGACAAGGCCGCACCCUUUACGGUUUCGGCGGUUAAGAAGUUACAUUUGCCCAAAUGUGCAAAUAAAGAAAACAAUCGGUCCUUUUCAG
Messenger RNA from Scaptodrosophila lebanonensis, 721 nucleotides. RefSeq names its product histone H4-like. The transcript has 2 exons. Gene Ontology annotation, cellular component: nucleosome. The record is from RefSeq and is a predicted model, not a curated record. NCBI's taxonomy places the organism in Eukaryota, Metazoa, Arthropoda, Insecta, Diptera, Drosophilidae. Bases 48 to 668 code for a protein of 206 amino acids. Gene Ontology annotation, biological process: nucleosome assembly. Gene Ontology annotation, molecular function: DNA binding; structural constituent of chromatin; protein heterodimerization activity.